Messenger RNA from Miniopterus natalensis, 2048 nucleotides. It is a transcript of the gene VSNL1, whose product is annotated as visinin like 1. The record is from RefSeq and is a predicted model, not a curated record. Gene Ontology annotation, molecular function: calcium ion binding. Lineage: Eukaryota; Metazoa; Chordata; Mammalia; Chiroptera; Miniopteridae.
UAUAUAUAAAGAACUGUUGAGUUUUAUCAUUUUCGUUAAGUGACCGUGAGCAGCGCUAUAACUGCAAAAUGGGGAAACAGAAUAGCAAACUGGCCCCUGAAGUAAUGGAGGACCUGGUGAAGAGCACAGAGUUUAACGAGCAUGAGCUCAAGCAAUGGUACAAAGGAUUCCUCAAGGACUGUCCAAGUGGGAGGCUGAAUCUUGAGGAAUUUCAGCAGCUCUAUGUGAAGUUCUUCCCUUACGGGGACGCCUCCAAGUUUGCCCAGCACGCCUUCCGAACCUUCGACAAGAACGGGGACGGCACCAUCGACUUCCGAGAGUUCAUCUGCGCCCUGUCCAUCACCUCCAGGGGCAGCUUCGAGCAGAAGCUGAAUUGGGCCUUCAACAUGUACGACCUGGACGGCGACGGCAAGAUCACCCGCGUGGAGAUGCUGGAGAUCAUUGAGGCCAUCUACAAGAUGGUGGGCACUGUGAUCAUGAUGAAAAUGAAUGAGGACGGCCUCACGCCCGAGCAGCGAGUGGACAAGAUUUUCAGCAAGAUGGAUAAAAACAAAGACGACCAGAUCACGCUGGACGAGUUCAAAGAAGCCGCCAAGAGCGACCCUUCCAUUGUGUUACUGCUGCAGUGUGACAUUCAGAAAUGAGCUGAGGCUGACGCCACGGACUGCACAGAAGUCUCAGUGUCCCAUUCGGUUUGCAGCUAUUCAUACACGCACACACACAUUGCUUGGACUGCCUACACACGGACUUGCUUCUUGUGUUUGAAACACUUGUGUGCAUGAGAAUGUCAUUUGCUAAUGAAUUUUAAAAAGCAUAUAUUAUAAAACAAACAAACAAACAACCUGCCACAAUGUGAUAUGUGUAAUAUUAUUUCCUAACCAACCCUCCUUCUCCCAAAGCCUGGCCAGAAAUGUGCAGCCAAGAGUUCUAGGAUUUCUUGUUCAUGUUUUGCUAAUGCUUGUGUCUCCUUGAUUACAUGAUAUUAGUAGCACUGAGAACCCCCCACAGUAAUGUAACUUAAUGAUUAUAAGCUGUGUCACCAUCCUCCUGUAAAGUAGCACUGGACACACACACAGUGGGGUGCUUGGCUCCUCCGUGUGGUCCACCCACAAGAGCUUGUAGCACCGGUGAAUAUAAAUGUACUGCAUUUGCAUGCCUUUUAGGUUUGCCUUCACUCUUACCUCAUUUGCAUCCUACCAAUCUGGAAAGAGCUGUUUUGGAAUUAACGCAGUAUAAAACUUAAAACUCCUGCUAGAUGACUCAUUAACUAAGUAUAUCUAUCUAUAUAUACAUAUACACAGAGAUAUUAUUUAUUGAAAGUAAAAAAAAAAAGAUGAAUGUGUAUUGAUUUCUGCUUGAAUUUUCAAAGGCUUCCGAAGAGGUGGCAGUUGACGUCCCAAAUAAAUUUAUAACAUUUGACUUUUUCCUUUAAUUCUUAUUUCACAAUUUUAAAUUUGAAACAGAUGUUCAUAAUCAUAAAGGGUCAGCUAGUGACGAUUUACCAAAUCUACCCUUAAACAGAAAACUCUGGAUUUCAAAGAAUGAAUGACAAUGAAAGGGGGGAAAAAGCAACCUUCCCACUUCAUCCUGGCCCUCAAGAGGGGCAAUUCAUACUCAGUUCAAUCACAGCUGUGCUGAUGAUAAACUCGGGGUUGAGGAGUCAUUUGUAUGAUGUAUUUAAGUCACUGGACACACAUGAAUUUAAAGUUGUAUUUUUAGAAGUUACACAUAUUUUAAAAGAACAAUUUCCUUUUUUCUUUUCUUUUAAUUAAUGUUACUAUUAAUUAGAACAUUAAAGAUAUUUUCCCUUAUGAUGCUUGAAACCAAAACUUUGUGAGGCCAAAGCAAUGAAUAGUCUUUGACUCAGUAAGAGAUGCUUGGACACCUGAGGGUUGUAUUUCCCCAUUAACACUCAAAAACCAUCACAAAAAUUCAGACACUGAAUUUAUUUAAUAGAAGUUUACACAUUUGGUAUAUUCUAUUUUUUAUUUGAAAAAGCACAUGUAUGUUAAAAUGGUUUUGAUAGAAAUUAUUUAUACAUGUAACUU